CGAAAUGGGACGAACAACAUCCAAGAGUUCGGGAUGAACUAUUCAUCGUAAACAUCUCUGAUAUCCGCAUGGCGAGUAAUGGAGACAGCGACUAUAGGCCAAAGACGCAAGUAAUGAUACAAACCUACUACACCGGCAAGAAGCUCGAAAAAGAAGCAAUCUAUCGAAUAUCCCCUCGUUUGGUCGAUUUCAAUCUCAAUCGGAUUCUUCUCAACCUAGUUUUCAUGGACUUUCAAGAAAGCAUCUCUGGAGAGAAGGUCCCUUUCAUACAGAUGAUCACAGACCCUACGACGUUCGCAGAAUCUAAAUCAUAUUGUGGUAUGGAAGAGGAAACCCGAGAAAGGUUAAUCGCCCGUAGCAUGAGAGCACUGGGGAGACAUGGAAACAAGGAUGCAGCAGCCUUGGUACUAAAAUCUUCUCAACAUAGAGCAGGUCUAGGAAUGAUGCUGAAACGAUUUAGUGUAAUAUGGGGUCCUCCCGGUACUGGGAAGACGUACACCCUUGCAUUAUCUACUUUGAGAAUGCUUGAGGUUUUGGGGUCCGCCGCCCUCGAAAAGUGUCCGAUCAUACUG
Molecule: messenger RNA, 572 nt
Organism: Acaulospora colombiana
Lineage: Eukaryota; Fungi; Glomeromycota; Glomeromycetes; Diversisporales; Acaulosporaceae
Source: the annotation of a GenBank genome assembly